GCGACUCUCCCUCCAAAUCCUCCCAAUUCGAUCCGUUCUUACCUGCAAAAUUUGAUUUUGAUGCGAGCAACGAAUGCUUCGUGCGACAUGGAGCCGAUCGAUUCGCUAUUUUGAUGAAUGAUUUGCGUUCGGAUGCAGUGAAGAACCCUAGCGGGGCGACGCGGUGAAGGUUUUCUAGGGAAAAAUCUGGACCAGGAUUGCACGAUGUCGACGAUUUCUUCGCCUCCGUUCGUGAUCUCUUUGCUCCUGUUGAUGUCGAUUCCGUUGGUGUUGGUUUUGGCUCCAUGGGUGUUGCCGCCAAAGACGAUGCCGAGCAUUCCUGAUUUGGACGAGGCCGAGGACCUCGCGCUCUUCCGCCGCGCUGCUGUGCCCUACUUCGCCGGCAGCGGCGGAGCUCGGUUUCUGCGCCGCCCGACGUCGGAGCCCAAGAUCGCGUUUUUAUUUCUAACCAAUACCGACCUCGCUUUCGCACCGCUGUGGGAGCGGUUCUUCCGCGGGCACGAGCGGCUGUUCAACGUGUACGUCCACGCCGACCCUGCCACCCGCUUUAUCCUCCCGCCGACUCCUUCUUUCCGGGGGCGCUUCAUAAAUGCCAAGUCAACCCAGCGCGCCUCCCCGAUGCUCAUCUCCGCCUCGCGACGUCUCCUCGCCACCGCCCUCAUUGACGACCCUGCCAACGCCUUCUUCGCCCUCCUCUCCGAGCGCUGCGUUCCCCUCCAUUCCUUCAGAUUCACCUACCGCACCCUUGGAGGGUACCUCCACCUCCCCCGCCAACGGAGCUACAUUCAGGUGGUCUCCGACGAGCCUGGCCUGUGGAAGCGGUACGUGGCCCGCGGCGACGACGUGAUGAUGCCCGAGGUGCCGUUCGUCCGCUUCCGCUACGGGUCGCAGUUCUUCGUCCUCACUAGGCGGCACGCCAUGCUUACGGUGCGCGACCGUCGGCUCUGGAAAAAGUUCAAGCUUCCGUGCUUAAGGUCGAGGAACCAUUCCUGCUACCCGGAGGAACACUACUUCCCUACUCUCCUCGACAUGCUCGAUCCCGCAGGUUGCUCUCGCUACACCUUAACUAGCGUAAACUGGACCGACAGCGUAGACGGCCACCCGCACACGUACAGGCCGCCGGAGAUUUCCGCCACUCUCAUCAAGGAGCUAAGAAAGUCCAACUCAACUUACUCCCACCUCUUUGGGCGGAAGUUCUCACCAGAUUCCCUCGACAUCUUGCUCGAGCUUGCGGAUGGAGUGAUCUUUCGUGAUUAGUAGGGACCCCGUUCUUGAUCGAAGAGUUGGUGAGGAAGACUUUUGUUUCAAGUUGAACGUUUGAGGAACAAUUGAUGGCAACUGGCUUAAUCUACUUAAGGCAAAUGGAAAAAGAGAAGAAACAAAGGUUCCAAUGUACACUGCACUUUUCCUCUUUGAAGAAGAAAACAAUGAGUCAUUGUAAGCAAUUUAAGAUUAGUGACUUAAAAAAGAUUGUGAGUUUGUGAAAAUUGUCGAAGAUAAAGGGAUUUUUUUUUUCUUACCAAUUCGAUAAU
Messenger RNA from Zingiber officinale, 1532 nucleotides. Its product is annotated as glycosyltransferase BC10-like. The record is from RefSeq and is a predicted model, not a curated record. Bases 205 to 1257 code for a protein of 350 amino acids. The transcript is spliced from 2 exons. Gene Ontology annotation, molecular function: glycosyltransferase activity. NCBI's taxonomy places the organism in Eukaryota, Viridiplantae, Streptophyta, Magnoliopsida, Zingiberales, Zingiberaceae. Gene Ontology annotation, cellular component: membrane.